AUAAUAAUUGUAGCAUCCAAACACCAAACGCACUGACCCUUUUUCUAUCUAUUUCGUCUUACACACUGCUAAAUUAUUUUCUCGCCUCAACAUCAAAGCUUUCCGGGAAAAUCAAACAACAGUGGGAGGAAGAAAGAAGGAAAUAAGACACAAAGCCUCAUUGAUAUGGCUCAGAGGAGGCCGAUCCACGCCGUCACUACAUGGGUUCGCCGACAGCCCCCAAAAGUCAAGGCCUUUCUCGCCGUCGUUUCCGGUAUGGCUGCUCUCGUUCUCCUCCGAUUCGUCGUUCACGAUCACGACAAUCUCUUUGUUGCUGCUGAGGCUGUACAUUCCAUUGGGAUUUCCGUUCUCAUCUAUAAGCUCACCAAGGAGAAGACUUGUGCUGGACUGUCACUGAAGUCCCAAGAAUUAACAGCUAUUUUUCUAGCAGUUCGGUUGUACUGUAGUCUUGUUAUGGAAUAUGAUAUACACACCAUACUUGAUCUAGCAACAUUGGGAACGACCCUGUGGGUUAUUUAUAUGAUCCGUUUCAAAUUGAAGUCUAGUUACAUGGAGGACAAGGACAAUUUUGCAAUAUAUUUUGUGCUGGUGCCCUGUGCUUUGUUGGCUCUGUUCAUUCAUCCAUCAACUUCACAUUAUUUAUUGAACAGGAUUUUCUGGGCAUUCUGUGUGUAUCUUGAAGCUGUUUCGGUACUUCCUCAGUUGCGGGUUAUGCAGAACACAAAGAUUGUUGAACCAUUCACGGCUCACUAUGUGUUUGCACUGGGUGUUGCAAGGUUCCUCAGCUGUGCCCAUUGGGUUCUCCAGGUAAUAGAUAGUAGGGGACAGUUGUUGACAGCCCUAGGCUAUGGAUUAUGGCCUUCUAUGGUUCUUAUCUCAGAAAUUGUCCAGACAUUCAUCUUAGCAGACUUCUGUUACUACUAUGUCAAAAGUGUUUUUGGAGGACAGCUUGUUCUUCGUCUUCCUUCAGGUGUAGUAUGACCGAGAUCCUCUUCUGUGGUGGUCUACAAGCACACUGCCUACCGGAAUCAACUAGGCAUGUGUGGCUGGUCCUCCUUGUUUAUUUCCUGUUUUACUGUCCACACUGGUCUAGUUCUCUCUUGAAAUCAUGACUGGAAGUAAAGUGGAAUGUUUGUAAAGUUGGGAGACCCAGAAAUGUCUCUUUUUAUAUUUAUAUCCAAGAUACGAUUUUCAGAUUUAAUUUUAACUUGCUCUGUGGCCUAAAUGUUUUAGACUCAAGAGUGGUAUCCACAUUUAGUGUUGUGCUGUUGA
This is a messenger RNA of Ziziphus jujuba (common jujube), 1272 nucleotides long. RefSeq lists its product as uncharacterized. Gene Ontology annotation, biological process: protein retention in ER lumen. Bases 166 to 981 code for a protein of 271 amino acids. Gene Ontology annotation, molecular function: ER lumen protein retrieval receptor activity. Gene Ontology annotation, cellular component: membrane. Lineage: Eukaryota; Viridiplantae; Streptophyta; Magnoliopsida; Rosales; Rhamnaceae. The record is from RefSeq and is a predicted model, not a curated record. The transcript has 6 exons.